Ylistrum balloti is the source of this 4611-nucleotide messenger RNA. RefSeq names its product large neutral amino acids transporter small subunit 1-like. The record is from RefSeq and is a predicted model, not a curated record. The transcript has 12 exons. Lineage: Eukaryota; Metazoa; Mollusca; Bivalvia; Pectinida; Pectinidae. Bases 1 to 1482 code for a protein of 493 amino acids. Gene Ontology annotation, cellular component: membrane. Gene Ontology annotation, biological process: amino acid transmembrane transport. Gene Ontology annotation, molecular function: L-amino acid transmembrane transporter activity.
AUGACGAAAGACAAUUAUGAUGUUAAAUCGAGAAGUAAACAUAAUGGAGAGGACGUUGGUUUGACGAAGAAAGAUGACGAUAAAGUAGAAUUAAAGCGGCGAAUCACGCUGUUCAAUGGCGUCGCGAUCAUCGUCGGAUCGAUCGUUGGAAGUGGCAUAUUUCUGACCCCCAAAGGUGUUCUGGAAGGUGCCGGAUCGGUUGGCUUGUCAAUUCUAGUUUGGGCUGGAUGUGGUGUUAUCUCCCUUGUUGGAGCUCUUUGUUAUGCAGAACUUGGUACCACCAUCACACGAUCUGGAGGUGACUAUGCUUACAUGUUGGAAGCCUUUGGGCCUUGUAUGGCUUUCCUACAACUAUGGGCUAACCUUAUCAUCAUACGACCUACAGCACAGGCCCUAGUGGCGUUGACCUUCGCUUACUAUGUACUGCAACCAAGCUUUUCGACGUGUGACCCCCCUCUCAUGGCUCUGAAGUUGCUGGCUGCCUUAUGUAUCAGUAUUCUGACGUUCGUGAAUGUUUACAGUGUUCGAGCAGCAACUCGUAUUCAGGACAUCUUCACUGUUGCGAAGAUUUUGUCUCUUAUCAUCAUAAUCAUCACGGGUUUUGUUCUUAUUGGACAAGGUGAGACGGAGUACUUUGAGAAUCUGUGGGAAAAUACAGCUGGAAAAGGUGGUGAUGUUUCGGGGAUAUCGCUAGCUCUGUACAAUGGCUUGUUUGCCUAUGCUGGAUGGAACUUCCUGAAUUUUGUCACAGAAGAAAUGAUAGAUCCUUUCAAAAACCUACCAAGGGCUAUCUACAUUUCUAUCCCUAUAGUAACAGCUGUGUAUAUCCUUACCAAUAUCGCCUACCUCACGAUCAUUUCACCCUAUGAGAUGUUAAACUCCAAUGCUGUCGCUGUGACAUUCGGUUACAAAGUGUUCAGUGUGAUGGCUUGGAUUGUACCUGUGUUUGUAUCACUCUCUACAUUUGGAGGUGUGAAUGGUCUACUCUUCACAUCAGGAAGAUUGUUCUUCGUGGGGGCAAGGGAGGGCCACCUUCCUGAUUUCCUGUCUAUGAUUCAUCAUCGUAGAUUCACACCCAUGCCUGCCAUGUUGUUCACUGGUGGACUUUCACUGAUCAUGUUGAUUGCGGACGAUGUUUCCUCCCUCAUUAACUAUAUGAGCUUUGUACAAUGGCUUUCUGUAGGAAUGUCAAUUGUCAAUCUCAUCUACUUACGGUUCAAACAACCUGACCGAGAGCGACCAAUCAAGUUCCCGUUGUUUGUGCCGUUCCUGUUCUUGGUGUUUGUUUUGUUUCUUUUGAUUGUACCCCUUUAUGCUGCUCCCUACGACACUGGGAUGGCCGUAGUGAUAAUCUUGUCAGGAAUACCUGUCUACAUCCUUGGUGUUGUCUGGAAGAGCAAGCCGAAGGUCAUCAUAGAAUUUAUAGAGAGUUGUACAAGACUUGGACAGAAAGUAUGUGAAGUAACAAAACAAGAACAAUAGUAAUUCUUAAUAGGCAAAUUUCAGUGGUAAUCUUAUUUUUAUGGUUCAACUCCGCUCUCGCUUGUCCUAAGCCCACGUUGAGAAAGGGGGAAGUUGCUAUUGUCCAUUACACAUCAUACUGACUAGUCAACUUACCAGUAGCCUAGAACAGAAGCAUGUCCUAACCAAAGCUGGAUAGGGAAGUGUAAUUUUAAAUUGACUACACAAAUACAUGAUGGAAAAUGUUAAAAAGUUGAAUAUGAGAUGUAUUUGGUUGCUGUCGUGCAAAAUGUCAGAAGGUAUUCAAAAUUUUCGUGUUUCAUAAAUUUACUUUAUUCAUUUAUAUACUCCAUGAGAUUUGCAGAAUCGUGGUUAAAAUAUCAUGAUAUUUGGCUCUAUAAUGGAAAUAUGAUACCAUUGAUAAAGCCUGGUAUUGUAACAUACAUUUAUUUAUAGAUAUAUAUAAACUUUAUCUAUUUACAACAAAUAGGAAACAAGCUUUAAGCUUAUAUUAAUCAAUCUUGUUUCCCCGUAUGGAAGUAAGCGAGUCUUAUUAUGGGAGGAAACUGGAGUGCCCUGCGAAAACUCAUGUGGUCGGAUAGGUGGCGCAAUACCUUUUCACGUCUGUGCCGGGAAUCGAAACCCCGGACACUGAGGUGGAAGGCGAUUGUGUUAACAUCGUGUCACCUGACCACCCAUAUACAGUAUUUAACUACCCAGAACACUUAGAAAUAAGGUUGCACUGAUUUGUGUUUGUGAACAGUUAUCCAAUGUGUUCAAAACUUCUAGAAACAAUUUCUGUCAUGGGCGAUUUCAUUAUUUGUUCAUGACUGGUCAUAGAGGGGUAAACACUCGCUGUAUAUAUGUCUAUUUAUUUCAAGUAUUAUCAUAUCUCCAUCUUGUGAUAUCAUACCCAUAUACUUAUCAACUAUCUGGGUUUCUUUGAAAGGGGAAGGGGUGGAGGGGGUUAUUGUGCAUAUCAAUUGCGGAGCCUGAUAAAAAUCUUUUUACAGCUGAACCUCGUUAUCUUGAACUCAGGGGAACCAUGGGAAAUCUUUCAGAUAAGCUAGUACUCGAUUUAUGUGAGUUCAAACUUCAGGUUAUACGAGUUAGAGAUAUUGAUGUUCGACGGUAAAGAAUUCCAUUGAAAAGCUAUGAAAUAACUUAUACUAAGCUGUUGCAUCGGAUAAAAUAAAUCGAUUUUCAAAAUUGUGAAAACUUACUAAGUUAAUUUAAAAAUUGGCUGAAAUUUGUUUAAAAUGUUAAAGAGAAAAUGGUAAAAGUCACUUCAAGGAGGAACGAGGGGUAAAAAGAUAUUAAUGAAGUUUCACAUGUUCGGGGAAUGCCUGAAUAUCAGUGCCACAGCUUUCAUGCUUUUGGCUUGGAGGUGAUAGUCUGACUAACCUUGUUGGUAGUUUAUCCUGUGUAAUAUUUAUAAGUGAUAUUGUUCAGGAAAUAUUUACUUGUUUUCGAAAAAUUACGAGUUUCAGCUUCUAGAUUGAAGUCUUGAUCAUUCAGACUCUUUUUUUCAUAUUAUCAGUUAAAAGUGACGGUGUGCGUGUGCUUGAGUGUGCAAUGAUAGGAUGUGUUUGGUAUAAUGUGAUACCAAUUUCCAGUAAGUCUAUUUUUUAUCGGUACACUGACGAGAUUUUUGUGUGAAUGCUGCAUGUCUUUGUUUUAAUAUUUAUUAUCAGCUAUAAGGUUUUUGAAUGUGGUAACAUUAUGCAGUGAAAAUGAUAGAGAGUUGCGGUUUUUGUAUAAGAACGUCGUACCUUUUUAGCGAAUUGAUCCUAAAUAUCAAAUCUUAUGAUAUUACAAGCAGAGCCACAACCGAUAUUCUGGUAAGUUUAUGAAACAACCUCAUUUAUUCCACAGAAACAUAUUGGUUCCCUGACCAAAGAUGAUACCAGCACACAAUAACGGUGACUUUGCACUUAAGUCUUAAUUGCAUUUUGUUCCUGGUGUCAGUCAGGUUAUGUGAAAAAUGCAUAAUAAUAUUUUUUUCCGUUUAAAAUUUUUUUUGUGAAUACCUGUUUUUUACCACCUUUUUUUUAUUAGGAAAAAAAAUCUUAAGAAUAUGGUAUUAGCAACAUUUUGUCUUAAGAUUGAAGUUUUUUGUGAUUCAUUGAAAUUGUUUUAUGAAAUGAAUAUUUUGCAUUGAGUAAGAACGGAUGAGUUAUGCCACUUGCGGUAAACAGAGUACCCCACAUCUAGUCAUUAUACAUUUCACUGCAAUAUUUAUUUAAACAAUAUCAUUGCGUUGCGGCAAAGAAGGUUAAGAUGAUACACACGUUGAACAGCUUGGAUGUUUACUCUUUGUAUAUUCUGUAAUCGCAAAGUAUGUGUCAGGGGAUGUAUUUUUAUUUAAGUGCAAAUAAACAUGUAUUAUAUUGUAUCAAAUGGAAAAAAAAACAUAAUGAAUCUCACGAAUUAUUUUGAUAUUUAACUUGCAUUUGUAAUCAAAAACCACCUCUGUUGAAGACAUUCCUGUCUAGACCUACUCAUUACAUGCGUCACUGUUGGCUUCCAUAAUAAUUGUCUUAGUGUAAGUAGUCUCAUAAAUUUAUGACGUUGAAUUUCCAUUAUGUCCAUGUACUAAGUGUUACAUCCUCUUCAUAUUUAUUUUGUUAAAAAAGUUACAGUUACGAAAAAAUAGGAACAACUGAGAAGCAAGGUAACGAAAUAUAUCAUUUUAAUAUUGUUUGUUUGUACGAGCAGUAAACUUAAGAACAAAUCUAUUGUUGGUAGAUCUAGUUAACAUUUUUUUAAAAAAAAAUAUUGUUCACUUUUAUAUGGUUGAAAAGAAUUGCCUUCAUUCCACCCUCAUGAGAAUAUUAUUAAAUAUACAAAUUGGCAUUACCUUGUGUACUGAGAUUUCUAUAUAAAACUUUUACUUGAUAAUAUCAACACACAUAGUAUUAGGUGCUAUAAAGGGUUAUUUCCUAGUACAGGUGAAAAUUAGGGUAAAAAUUUAACUAUUUCUCAGUAUAAUUUACCACUGCCAUGAUAAUCUAUACAGAGCAAUGUUAGACAUUUGCCAAGUAAUUUUUUUUAAUAAAAUUUAUUUUUAUUGUACUGAUAUUAGCCCUAUACAUAUUUUUACUACUGAUUUUUAUGCACAUUAUUGCAAGCGAUGUUUUUUUCUUUACU